Messenger RNA from Drosophila rhopaloa, 725 nucleotides. RefSeq names its product guanine nucleotide-binding protein subunit gamma-1. Gene Ontology annotation, cellular component: heterotrimeric G-protein complex. The transcript is spliced from 2 exons. Gene Ontology annotation, biological process: G protein-coupled receptor signaling pathway. Gene Ontology annotation, molecular function: G-protein beta-subunit binding. Bases 161 to 361 code for a protein of 66 amino acids. Lineage: Eukaryota; Metazoa; Arthropoda; Insecta; Diptera; Drosophilidae. The record is from RefSeq and is a predicted model, not a curated record.
GAAAAAUCGAAGCGUCGUACCCAACGCGGUCACACUUUUGUAAAUAUUGAUUUUUCAGCGCCCCCACCAGAAAAAUCUGCGACAGCUCCCAGUAUUCGGCGACAGAAUUAGCAUCCCAGCAUCCACCAUAGGUCUCGCGGAGACAGCCGUCCUGGACAUUAUGGCUGCGAACCUGCAACAGCAGCGCUCCAUCAACCUGCAGCUGCGCCGGGAGGUGGAGAUAGAGCGGAUGCCCGUCUCGGAGGCCUGCUCCCUGAUGAUGAAGUACAUGCUGGAGCACGAGGAGGAGGACUGCCUGCUGAGCGGCUUCACCCAGAAGGUGAAUCCGUUCCGCGAGAAGAGCUCCUGCAGCAUCCUGUAGGUUCGGCAAACGGUCCGGACCCGUUCCUAACAGUAUUAUCCUAUAAAGUAUACUCAAUUGCGGCGGAUAAUCCAAUCCCAGCCGUGCAUGUCGUCUAACCUAUUCGCUGUUCGUUGUAAGUGUGCUGACCUCAAUUAUGUCUAUAAACUGACUAUAUAUACAAUGGAAUCGGGCGCACCGAGAAUUUAUGAACGUGUAAACAAAAAAGGGGGAACCGUCUUGAACUUAAACGCCUGCAUAUGUGUGUAUUUUGCUAAUCCUGUAGCUCUUUAUUGGAGAAUUUAGCAAACACCUUCACUAUAUAGAUGUUUCCUAUUGAGAUAUUCCUGAAAUAAAGCUAUGUAGCCAGAGAUUUUCAUGUGAA